Molecule: messenger RNA, 1486 nt
Organism: Cheilinus undulatus (humphead wrasse)
Lineage: Eukaryota; Metazoa; Chordata; Actinopteri; Labriformes; Labridae
Gene: senp8
Product: SUMO peptidase family member, NEDD8 specific
Exons: 2
Coding region: 104-769 (221 amino acids)
Biological process (GO): proteolysis
Molecular function (GO): cysteine-type peptidase activity; deNEDDylase activity
Source: RefSeq, a predicted model, not a curated record
AACGGUUUACGUUAGUCGUUGCAAUGAGGGGCAAGACUGCAGUUUUCGUGGUACUUUUUAUUUGAAUGUGUCGUUUACAGACCGUCAUUUCUUGUGUUGGAGGAUGGAUCCUGUCGUGCUGAGCUACCAGGACAGCCUUUUGCGGCGUUCUGAUGUGUCCUUACUGGAGGGGCCGUACUGGCUCAAUGAUCGAGUCAUUGGUUUUGCUUUUGAGUAUUUUGCUGCUGAACGCUUCAGAGUCCUGGGAGAGACCAUCACCUUCAUCAGCCCUGAGGUCACCCAGUUCAUUAAGUGUGCUUCCUGCCCUGAUGAAUUAGCCCUUUUCCUGGAGCCGCUGGAUCUUGCGUCUCGUCACUGGGUCUUCCUUGCUGUUAACGACAACUCUAAUCAGACCGCUGGAGGAUCUCACUGGAGCCUCUUGGUCUAUCAUCACAAAUCCAACCACUUCGCUCACUAUGACUCUCAAAACGGCAGCAAUUCUCUGCACGCACGGCGCAUCGCCAGCAAGCUAGAGCCUUUUAUGGGUGCGGGGAGGAAAGCUCUGUUUGUGGAGGAGCCCUGCCCGUCGCAGCAGAACAGUUAUGACUGUGGGAUGUAUGUAAUCUGUAUCGCUGAGGCCUUAUGUGAGAAGGUGAGAGUGGAGGGCUCACCACGCCUUCCUGUGCACAUCAUCACCCCGGCCUACAUCACCCAGAAGAGGGCUGAAUGGUGCAGACUGAUCCAGAGUCUAGCUCAGACUGAUCUCUGCUGCGCUCUGUCCUUCCCUUAGCACGUCGGUAUCCCCUCUCUUUAUGCAGAACAGCUGUCUGCAGCUACAUAUCUACUGCUGGAGCAUCUGAAUGCACUCCUUGAUUCAGUAUUUAACUACAUUGGAUGAAGCCUGUUUCUAUUGCAAAAUAUGAAGAGUUUGAAAAGAUAAAGCAAUGUGGAAUCUUUAAUGACUAAUUGACCGUUUGGUGUUAUGUUUAUUCCUUGUACAUGCACAGCAAUUACAACAUUUAAACAAGAACACCAGCAUGCCUAUAAAAGGAAAUUACUCCUGACUUCAUUUUUAGUGAGAAUACAGAAUAUGUCAAGCUGAUGAGGAGGACGCACUGACUUUUCUUUUCUCCAUUGUAUUAGCUUGGAGCGAAUGUAGAAAUGUUUACACAGAUUUUUGCUCAGGGUCAUUUGAAAUGAACUCGAUUUGACAAUAAGAAUGUGUAUCUUAUCUUUGGCUCCGACUUUAUUUCAAACUGUUCUGGUGACGUUCUGUUUCUAAGUUUAAGCUUGUGUCAUGUCGAAUUACAAACAUUUAUUUUCCAGCCAUUUAAAGAAAAUUGCUGUAUGAGUUUGAAAAAUUGCCUGUGUGCUGCGAGUGUUUAUCUGACGAAGGGCAAUGUAGAGUGCUGGAAUGUGUGUUAUGUUCUCACAAGAAGAAAGUAUUAAAGUUGUCUUUUAAUCAAAUAAAUCCUAUUUGUCACAUUUUUUUGGUGACAAAAGUGUC